CCAAUAUGGUGUCCAAGCAGCAGUAACAUUUCGAACCAUGUGGAUUUUCUACGGCAAACCUAUAAAUUGAAUAAUGGCAACAGCUAAAAGUCCAGCUAAAGCAGCCCCUCCUGUUAAUGGCACAGACCUGAAGAAGAAGAAACACCACUUCUGCAUUAUAUGUCGAUGCCACUAUAUGAAACAGAAGGCUCAUGAGCACCUGCACAGCAUGCUCCAUCACAGUGCACUGGAUGCACUGCUGGAUAAGGAUGUAGGUCAUCAGUGCCAGGCAUGUAGGGGCCCCUCUAUGAGCCUGGCCCAAUAUGAGGAACACAUCUCCUCUGCAGACCACAACACGAAACUCCACAUCCUGAUUUCCAAGAACAUCAAGCCCAAGUACCUGCUAAAGCACCUAAGCCAGGAGACCAUCAUCUCCAUCCUGGAGCGCAACAAGAAGCUCAAAAAGCAAGAGAAAAAGGCUCACAAGAAACAAAAGAAGAAAGAAAAACAGCUCUUGGGCCCUAAACCCAAACCUAAGUCCGAAGGAGCCAGCACACAGCAUACCAAAGAGUGUGCUACCAACAUACACAGAGACCCUCGGACUGCACACCAGUCUAUGCCAAGCCCAAGUGUGGUCCCUCUGCCAGCACCCCCUUUUGGUCGGACUCUGCAACAGCCCCAUUUUCAAAUGUCCUUUCAGUCUGGGGCUAAUGCGAACCAGAAUGCAAUGAAUGAUCAUCCCCAAAACUUGGAAAGGAAAAAACAUCUUGGUAUAAAAGCUAGUGCUGAUGGACUUCUUGCUAAUGGCAAGAAUGGUUAUUUCAACAAUUAUGGAUCCAACCCAAGUGGAGGUAUUAUGGAUUUUACUAGUGAUUGCUUGCCUGAAGAUGGCGCUAUUAUUUUUGAGCCAAGAACAAAUCCACAAAGUCAAAAGUAUUCUCUAGAAAAUGGAUCACAAAUGGACGUGGCUACAGCUACAAAGCGCAGCGUGGACAUGAGCGUGAUGAUUCGGCAGAUCCGCAGAGAACUGGGUCUGAGGGAGCCAUGUAGAGCCGACCGUGAGGCCAGGAAGCAACACAUCCAAGCACAAAGCAGUCAGUGUAAUGUGGGCACACAAGCUGCCAGUGCACAUGUCCUCAGUAACGCUAAGGAGAAGGAGCAAAUAGGGGCAGAUGGUAUGAGCGGGUUGCUAAAGACAGGUGGAGGGAGUGGUAGUGGCAGAGGUAAGGGACCAAAAGGUUCCAUGGGGGACAGUGUGAAUUCAAGCCUCCAGUGUCUGGUGAGGUUGUCUGGAACCAGUGGUAAAUCAGACGGGGCCCACAUGUUCUCUGGGCUGAGAAGAGGUGGGACAAAAGGACUGCCCAGGUUCAACAUAGAGCUGUCCAGACCUCCUCCUGCACAAGCCCCUGUUCUACCUCCAGAGAGCACUGUGUCUCCAUUGUUAGAGGGUUUUCAGUGGGAGACCAUCACAGGCUUGGUGCCUGGGUCAAGCCUGUGCUCUCCUGUUCCUUUACCUCCUCUGUCACAGGCUCCUAAUCCUGUGGUCCUGUCAGCCCAGCACCUUUCAGCCCAGUACCCCAGCACAGAGCCCAUACCGAGGCUGCUCCAGGUUAAGAUGGAGGCCAUAGGAGAUGGAGAGGAGGAAGGGAACUAUAGGACUAAGAAGAGGAAGAGGGCCCAUGUGAGUGAUGAGGUUUGUGAACCGGGUCCCAGUUUUAAGAAGACAAUGUCUCAAAAUGCAGACCAGUCUCCAUUGGACCGGCUGUGCUCCGUGUCACUGAUGGAAGAGAACCUGAAUCUCCGGCUACAGGAGCUGGACAAGGCCAUCGUCCAGGCUCGCAACACCCUACAGACCUACCUCAUCCUCAAGGAGAAGUGCGUUGCUGAAGUAAACAGUCUCAGAGCUCAGCGCAUUGAGAUCUUGCUCACAAUGAAAGAGGGACUGCAUGGAGCCUCAAACAUGGAACUGUCUUCUCCUGAAGCUGCCCGUCCCGCCACACUCGUCACUCCUGUGGCACCUGCCCCUUCUCCACCCGCGCCAUCAAACAGCCAGCCCUCCUCGGCUCAAGCCAAACAAAUUUACCAAACGCUCCUAAAUGUUCCAGAAAAUACAACUUCAAAUGUAGAUACUACAAUUAAUCAACUCUUACCUUCAAAUUUACCAGAACCAAUAAUACCCAAUAAUAUAACAACUGCUACUACUGCUUCUAGUACUACUGUUACUACACCCAUCACCUUAGCAAAUAAGGUACUACUACAAAAUCCGUCAAAGGUGAAUAUCCAAGUUAUGUCACCGGUGGUUUCAAAGGAUGAUGUUAAACUAACAAAAGAAGCUCCCACUGUUCAAAGUGAUUCUGAACCAAGACAAUCAAAAAAAACAGCUGAAAGUGCGUCCCAUCUGGUAGAAAAUGGUGAUGAUGGGGAUUAUUUGGAGGUGAUGGAACCUUGUAACAAAGUGGUGAUAAACCUGGAAUCUGACAAUGAGGAGGAGGAGGAGGAGGAGGAGGAGGAGGGGAGAGGUCCAACUCUAGCCUCAAAAGAGCAGGAGGCUGUAGAGGGAAGUCCACCAGGCAGCCCAGUCAUACAGGAGCACAGAAAUGUAGAAGCUGCAUCUUUGCAAAAGACUAACACAAGUACAGCUCACAGACUCAUGGAGGAGGAGGAGCCCUGUGUGAGAAGCUUUGAGAAGCACUCUGGUCCAGUUAUGGCUCUACAGAUCUAUGAGGGGCUGCUGUAUACCGGCUCUGGUGACCACACGGCACGAGCCUACAACCUGCAGACCAAAGAAUGUGUGGGAGUGUUUGAAGGCCACUCCAACAAAAUCAACUGUCUCCUGGUGACGGCCAUUUUGAAUCUCCCUCCAAAGCUCUUCACAGGCUCCAGUGACCAGACUAUCCGCUGUUUUAGCACCAAGACGAGGAAGUGCCUGGAGCAGCUGUCUGUGCCUGACCGUGUGCUGUGUCUGCAUGUGGCCUGGAACAUCCUGUACGCCGGCCUGGCCAACGGCUCAGUCACCAGCUUUGAUCUGAAGAGCCUGAAGGAGCUGGAGGUGUUUGAGUGCCAUGGGCCCCGGGGGGCCAGCUGCCUUUCCUCUGCUCAGGAGGGGGCCCGCCGGGUGCUGCUGGUUGGCUCCUACGACAGCACCAUCAGUGUGAGGGACGCCAGGAGUGGACUGCUCCUACGCACGCUCCAGGGCCACUCCAAAACUGUGCUCUGCCUCAAGGUGGUGAAUGAGCUUGUCUUCAGUGGCUCCAGUGAUACUUCUGUCCAUGCACACAACAUACAUACAGGGGAGCUGGUGAGGAUCUACAAAGGCCACGGACAUGCGGUCACCUCCAUCGUCAUCCUUGGCAAAGUCAUGGUCACGGCCUGUCUGGAUAAACUGGUCCGAGUCUACGAGUUACAGUCUCACGACCGGCUGCAGGUGUACGGAGGCCACAGUGACAUGGUGAUGUGCUUGGCCAUUCACAAGAGCGUGAUGUACACAGGCUGCUACGACGGCUCUGUCCAGGCUGUGAAACUCAACCUCAUGAACAACUUCCGCUGCUGGUGGCAGAACUGCAGUUUGAUCUUUGGUGUGGUGGAGCAUCUGCUUCAGCAUUUAUUGAGUGACCACAGCAGCCCCAAUCUGCAGACAGUCAGGUGCAGGUGGAGGAGCUGCUCCACCUUCUUCUCCACACAGAGAGCAGUGAGACAGGAGCUUCCUGCCCACAUGAAGGGCCACGUGGAGACCGACAGUGAGCCGUGACAUUCUUCAGUUUGGAGUCACAUUCAUCACAUUGAAAUAAUCUGUGUCUAAUGCCUUGUACAGGUUUAAUUUCCAUCCUUUAUGCUUUUUAAUCUUAACCUUAAUUUGCUUAUUCAACAAUUUGUUACAAUUUACAAAAGAAUGUUAUUCUAAGUUCUAUGUAUACACUGAUGACAACCAACAAAGAAUAUUUAAAAAGUAUUACUAGGGAUGUACCGAUAUCGAUACUUGUACUUGUCAUAGUCCUGCCGAUGUCACCAUAUUGUGUGACCAUAGUAAGAAAAGUAAGAAAACACAACUCACUGUCAGGCCCUGUCCACAGAAAUUUCUCGCUGCUAUCCUGAAAGUGGCUCCUAAAUUCUAUUGGAUUUACACAUAACUACAGUGAUUUUGUUAGAAAUAUAAAACAGCCCUACAGAUAAGUCUUCCAGUGAAAAAGUAGGCUAUAUUUAAUAAAUCCUAGGCAAUGAAUUAGAUCUACCACUCUAACAAACCCCCAGUAAAAAUAGCGUCUGAUACUGGUACGGUGUAUCAGCAAGUACUCAAAAUUAAGUACUUGUUUUUGAAAAGUGGUAUUAGUACAUGACACUGUCUCACAUAAAAUGGGUACAAACUUGUCUUUUCAAAUCUGAAUUUGAAAAGAUAAAUGGCCUUUUAGACCAUCUAUAUACCAAACACAUGCCUUCACUGGCUUUCCUAUUUCAAUGUGUGUGCAAUUGUCAAAGUUCCAACUACUAUGUAAUAUUGUUUAUUAUCAUAUGUACAGCUAUUAAAAUACAACAUCAAGCAG
This is a messenger RNA of Periophthalmus magnuspinnatus, 4517 nucleotides long. RefSeq lists its product as uncharacterized. The coding region runs from base 74 to 3727 and encodes 1217 amino acids. Gene Ontology annotation, cellular component: cytosol; membrane. Lineage: Eukaryota; Metazoa; Chordata; Actinopteri; Gobiiformes; Gobiidae. Gene Ontology annotation, molecular function: SH3 domain binding; RNA binding. The record is from RefSeq and is a predicted model, not a curated record. The transcript has 21 exons.